GACUUUCAAGUAUUCCAUGAUUUUGGUUGACGUGCUGUUUACCACUAAGAUUUUGACUAAUCAAUAUUAUAGAGAUGGCCCAAAUGAUUAGCAGUGGAAUGGAUGGUUUAUCGUCCGCUAUAAAGAGUAAUAUAGUUCCAAAUCAAGAAUAUCUUUUGCAGGGAAGUGUCUUCGAUUCUGCCGUGGAAGUGUUGUUGCAUCGUCUUCGUGGGCUAUGUGAUAAUGUUGAUUCAGGUCCAGAGACUUUUCAUGAUCAUGAAAUGUGUUUCAGCAUGCAGCUUUUCGUGGGAAAUGUUGAAAGUCAAGACUUAUUUAAAAAAAGGUUCGACUGUGCAGCCCAUGCUUCUCCGGGUUCGGAGAGCCCUGGACUACCAAGAGAUGCCUUGGCAGUUGCGAUACAUUGGGCAGAAUGAGCUCGGUGACAAGUCUCGGCCGACCAUAGUUCGAAACAGCAUCGAUAUUGGAACGAGCUCCACUGUGGUAGAGUUCCUCACAGAACUGGGUUGCAGAAUGGAUUUUGAGUACAUUGUCAGGGGCUACAUGUUCAGGAAGGGUCGCAUGAAAAUAACUGUAUCAAAGAUAUUCAAAAUGGGUCAGGGUAAACCGCUGGAAAGCGUGGAGCCGAUGUCACAGUCGUACUUGGUGGAGCUGAGCGUGCUCGCGCCCAGCGGCCAGGACGCCAUCGCGGAGGACAUGCGCAGCUUCGCAGAGCAGCUGCGGCCCCUCGUCGUGCUGGAGAAGCUGGACUACAAGAGGCUCCAGCACGUCGCCUAGUGCUGCGUGGGCGACGUCUGCAUCGCUGGCACGCCCUUGGUGACCCCGAACCAGUCGACAACAACCCGCCAAGGGAUGUGACCUUGUUACCAACUCGUGAACACACUACGAAGUCCUGGUUAUAUACAGGCAUGUUGAGUCUAGCCUGGAGUGAAAUGAAUGAAUCCAUGAAAUAAUUGUGGCUUUACCUGUAUGCAUCAUGUUAUACUGAUAAAAAUUAACAUUCAUUUACGAACUGGUACAUUUCAAUUCGUCUGUAUAUUGAAAUGGUUUUUAUACUGUAAAUAUAAUUUAUUUUUUAGGGUCAUUAAAAUUUAUUUAUUAAAAAAAAUGUUUGUCUUU
Molecule: messenger RNA, 1116 nt
Organism: Bacillus rossius redtenbacheri
Lineage: Eukaryota; Metazoa; Arthropoda; Insecta; Phasmatodea; Bacillidae
Gene: MED18
Product: mediator of RNA polymerase II transcription subunit 18
Exons: 5
Coding region: 223-774 (183 amino acids)
Biological process (GO): regulation of transcription by RNA polymerase II; termination of RNA polymerase II transcription
Cellular component (GO): core mediator complex; mediator complex
Molecular function (GO): transcription coregulator activity
Source: RefSeq, a predicted model, not a curated record